UUUGGCUCCCGGCGUAAUCUGACCCCAGAACUCGGCUCUUUAAAGGAAUAAAGGAUGAAUUUACUGAAUGGAGUUCCGCUGCAACGUCUGCUGAGUUCAGAGCAGGGACGAAAGCACUAAAAGAUGCCGCUAUAGGAGAAUGAAAGUUUUGGAGGAGAAACUGUUGCUAGCGUUUACGAACUUUGGAGGCGUAACGUUUAGCGCAGCGGUGUGAUGUGAUGUGAUCUACCGGCUUUGAAAACAUUAAAGUAAAAACUCGGGCGGUCAAGAGAAGGACAGUCAAGGUUGUCAGACUGGCACACUGGCACAGAUGGCAGAGGUGAUGGAGGGCAUAGCCACGGCAGCAGUGCCCAACUCCAGUGUGGACUGGCAGAAGCGAUGCAUCGCUCUGGAGACGCAGCUUAUGAGGUUUCGUCUGCAAGCGGGAAAUAUCCGCCACCUACUUGCUGAGAGGAUGCAGGAGUUGGAACAGAGAGUGAUAGAGGCUGACCAGCGGGCAGAGAACGCGGAAAAACAGGUCCACAUUAUGGAGGAGAAACUGAAGUCUGCAAACAUGCAGCCCAGCGAAUCGGAAAACUCCUUGUACAGGCGUUAUCAAGAGUUGAGCAGUCAAACGCAGGAGAAAGAUAUGAUCAUAAAGAGUCUCGAAGGACAGCUGGAGAAGCAGAACUUGGUUCGAGCCCAAGAGGCCAAGAUUAUUGAAGAGAAGGCUGCCAAAAUCAAAGACUGGGUCACGUUUAAGUUGCGAGAGAUGGAAACAGAAAACCAGCAGUUGAAAAAGGCAAACCUGAAGCAGGCUGAGCAGAUCCUCAUACUGCAAGACAAGCUUCAGACUCUUCUCGAGAGGCCCUUGUCUCCAGCAGUGGAUGUCCACCUGGUCCCCUCCAGCCCACUCCACCCUCCCAGCUGCCCCGGGACACCCCCUGCCCAAGAGGAGGGCUGGAGAUUGACAGGAUCUCGCAUAGCCAAUUCUACAGAAAGCAAAAGGAAAAUCACAGAGGGUUGUGAUUCUGCUUUUCAUAGUGCAUCCUUACUUCCAACAUUACAAGACAAAGGAGACUCUCAUAAGUCUAGUCAAGAUGGUGUUGACACCACAACCUCGGGAAAGGAGACUGGAGAGGGGGCGGAGCCUUCUUUUGGAGUGCCAUGUGAGAGAGAAGUGGGAGGAGCCUCAGACAGAGAUCACUCUUCUGAUGAGCUCAACAGCAAAUUUCGUUCCCAGCGCCUCCGCUCAUCUUCCUCAUCCUCUUCCUCGUCCACUUCAGCGUAUGAGACUCCUGGCCCUCCUCCUGUGUCCCUCUCACCCCCAUUAGUACGCCUCCCUCUGUUGUGCCCCUUCCCUCUGGCUUUACCCUUGGGCACCAGCAUGACCCUGCCCAAAGUUCGCACUCCUCUAACCCCCCGUGACAGCAUCCAACUUGUGAAGAAACACCACAGUCAGCCGCAACCCGGCAUAGAGCGCCUCCAUCAGGUCAACGUCAACAUUGAUAUCGGAAGCUGCACCUCUCCAUCCUGCAACAGUCUGGCCCCGGGUUCAGUUCCCACACAUGGGUUAGAAGAGACGGACAUUGAUGAAGGGCAGCCUGAGCGAAUGGAGGGAUUGGUGGAGGGGUCAGAGAUGGAUGCUCAGGCUACUGAUGGAGGCUUAUUCCAAGGGUUGGCUAAAGAGUUUGAGAUGAUGGACCCAGAAGCUCUUAAACCGCCUACACCACCUCUGCACCGAUUUCCCUCUUGGGAGAGCCGGAUCUAUGCGGUAGCUAAAUCAGGAAUGAGAGUCUCAGAGGCCUGCCUUGGAGUCAAGACUCUUGGGAGAGUAUCCACCCAAACUCAGCACUCGACAACUGGCCCCUUCACCCACCUCAUUUACAAGAACAUCAGUGUGCCUGUGUACUCCACAUUUAAAGGGAAGGCAACUCAGAUCAGCAAUGUCCCUCUCCCGGAUGAUGACUCUGGUUCAGAAGACGACAGCAGCUCAUUGGCCAGCUUGCACACGUCCACACUGGGGCCAGAUAAAAAGGGCAGUACCCCUGGCAGCCCUCGGGCUGUCAAAAGAGGUGUUUCUAUGUCCUCCAUCAGUUCAGAGAGUGACUAUGCCAUUCCUCCGGAUGCGUACUCGCUGGACAGCGACUGCUCAGAACCCGAGCACAAGGUUCAGCGCACCUCCUCCUACUCCUGUGAGAGUGUCGGGCAGGAGACUCUAGAAAAGACAGGUUACUUGCUGAAAAUGGGCAGUCAGGUGAAGGCAUGGAAGAGGCGCUGGUUCAUUCUGAAGAACGGGGAGAUCUUGUACUACAAGUCGCCGAGUGACGUGAUCCGGAAACCUCAAGGCCAAAUGGAGCUGAACUCCUCGUGUCAUAUAGCCCGCGGAGAGGGAGCUCAGACAUUCCAGUUGAUUACAGAGAAGAAGACCUUUUUCUUGGCUGCAGACUCUCCAAAUAUCCUGGAGGACUGGAUCCGAGUUCUCCAGAAUGUUCUCAAGGUCCAGGCCAGUGGACCGGUGUCCAUGGAUAAAGAUUUCAAGGCCACUGUGCGAGGCUGGCUAACUAAGGUGAAACAUGGUCAUUCAAAACUUGUUUGGUGUGCUUUGAUUGGGAAAGUCUUCUACUACUACCGUAACCUGGAUGACAAGUUCCCACUGGGUCAGCUCCGUGUUCGGGAAGCGCGUGUGGAAGAAGUGGAUAGAUCGUGUGAUUCGGACGAAGAUUAUGAAGCAGGUGGGCGGGGCUUCCUCUCCUCUCACUUUACGUUAGUGGUCCAUCCUAAAGAGCAAAGCCCUACCUACCUGCUUGUCGGCACUAAACAAGAAAAGGACACCUGGCUGUACCACCUGACUGUCGCGGCGGGCAGUUGUGCCAGCCUGAGGGUGGGCACCGAGUACGAGCAGCUGAUUGGCAAGCUGUUGGAUGUCGAUGGAGACCCAGACUCUGCUCACUGGAAACGUGAAGUGCUGUGCUUCAGUAAGGAGGGUCUGCGCUACCCCCUCACCACGCUGCCCUCCGAGGCACUUCAAACCGAAGCUCUCAAGCUCUUUAAGUCUUGCCAGCUUUUCAUCAAUGUGCUGGUGGAGUCUCCCUCAAUUGACUACCACACCUCGCUGGCCCAGAAUGCACUGCAGGUGUGCCUAACACAUCCAGAGCUGCAGAAUGAAAUGUACUGUCAGCUGAUCAAACAGACCAACUGCCGCACUCCUCACAACUAUGCCCUCACACAGUGCUGGCAGCUGCUGUCAUUGUGUGUGGCUCUCUUCCUGCCUCAGCAUCAUUUCCUGUGGUACCUGAGACAGUACCUGCAGCAGAACGCAGAUCCCAGGACGGAAGUGGGGAAGUAUGCUGUGUACUGCCAGCGCUCAGUAGAGAGAACUUUACAGAAUGGAGAGAGAGAAGCAAAGCCUUCGCGGAUGGAAAUUCUAUCUAUUCUGUUGAGAAACCCCUAUCAUCACUCUCUACCCUUCAGCAUACCUGUACACUUCAUGAACAACACGUAUGAGGUUGUAGGUUUUGAUGGUUCGACCACAGUGCAGGAGUUCCUGAACACAGUGAACCAGAGGGCAGGCAUGAGGAAACCACAGAUUUCAGGCUUUGCUCUCUUCACUGAUGACCCAUCUGGCAAAGACCUGGAGCACUGCCUGCAGCCCAUUAAUAAAAUUUGUGAUGUGAUCUCCAAGUGGGAACAGGCACUAAAAGAACUUCAUCCUGGAAAAUAUGAAGGAACACGAAUUGUCCGUCUCACUUAUAAAAGCAGGCUGUGUUUCCGAGCUCAGGCUAAGGGGGAAACUGAGCGAGAGCGCCUUCUGCUGGCCUAUCAAGUAAAUGACGAGGUACAACAAGGGCAUUUCCCUGUCAGUAAGGAACUGGCCCUGGAAGUGGCUGCGCUGAUGGCACAGGUCGAGCAUGGUGACCUAGACCGGCCGGCAAUGUCUCCCGCUGGUUCUCCUCAGCCGAAGACCCAACAGGUCCUUCUGCAGGUACUGGAGCGUUUUUACCCCAAACGCUACAAGCUAGAAUGCAGCAUUGAACAGCUCAGGGACCUCGGUGAGCGUUUGGCCACUAAGUGGUCUGUCCUGGGUGGGUGCACAGCCUCCGAAUGUGUGAGAAUCUAUCUGACCGUGGCCCGCAAGUGGCCUCUGUUUGGGGCCAAGCUGUUCAGUGCCAAGCCAUUGCCUCCCUCUUCAUUGGAUCAAACUCAGGUGUGGCUGGCUGUUAAUGAAGAUGGGCUGAGUGUCCUGGACUACACAAUGCACCCAUUGGCCACAUAUCCAUACCAGUCCGUGAUCACCUUCGGAGGCUGCAAGGAAGAUUUCAUGCUAGUAAUCAGCCAGAUUAAAGACCAGGCUUUGGGCAAGAAGACUGUGGAUAAACUUUUAUUUGCACUGGCUAAACCAAAGAUCCUGGAACUGACUCUCCUCAUGGCUAGUUAUAUUAACUACUGGACCUCCAGCUUACCAGGGGCCGGUAACCAGACUCAAGGCUCAGUGAUGGGGCCUCAAAGAGACCGGAAGCUCUGGGACAUCGACAGCCGACACUUCCCCUCAAUGACAUACACAACCAAAGGCCCCACUCUCCUUUAAAACCUCAGUCUCCAGGUGUCUGGACACAUCGCAUGGUCCGCAUACACAAACAAAAACACAUUUUGGGAAACUUUAGAUGAUUACAUUUGGGAUACAGUUCAAACUUUUUGUGUUUGAAGGUUCAAACGAUAAACUGGAAGAAAAAAGUUAUUUAUUGUGCGAAACGGUCAACUACUUGCACACUGUUCGUAGUCCAAAUACAAAAAAUAAACACAUCACAAAGUGGGUUUUCGUAGUAACCCACCCUGAGAAGAUCACCCACCGAGUCGGAGUAGAUCCAAGAGUAUUUUAUUCUUGAGUGCAAAAAGAUUGGCUCUCAUUUUUAAGGAAUUAGAGCUUUUAAACUGGACGUCCAGUUAAAGACAUGGUUUGACUUUUUCACUUGCGCGUAACAUGAUUUUGUUUCAUCUAUGUCUUUGUUUGAAUUUUCUAUUGUUUAGUUAGUUUUAUGUUUAUGUUUGUUCAGGACAUUUCCCACUGUUUAACGGUACAUUAAUUAAUGGUACCAUCAGUCAUAUACAGUUUGUACCAUCAAGUUUAUACAGUGAAUACUUCAUCAGGAUGUGUAGAAACAGAUCAUCUCUAUUAUUAGCACAUAUGUGGAAACUAGCUAAACCAGUAUAGAAAGGACAGUCUUAUGUGGUACAAAACUCAACAGUGGUACUGUUAGUGUGUCUAAUGGUAGUGUAACAGGGUUGAUGAGUUCCUUUCACUUAUCCAAACAGGAAGUGACAUCAUCAGCAUCUCAUCAGCAAGUUACAGAGUCUGGGCUAAAAGUUUUAGUUUAUGCUCUCAUAUUGCGUGCCAUGCACUACCAAACAUAAUGCUUCAUCUGAGCCAAUGUGUUUUCAUCAGUGACGAGUUUCAUGCAAUACAGUAGUUGCAAAAGGCACACACAUAUUUCAUAUUUACUUCUACUAGCCAUAGUCUUGCCUUUUGUUAAGAGAAAAAAAUCGAUGCACACCACACACAUUUCACAACAUUACGUUAAUAUGUGCAGGAUCAUGUAUUUUCGUGAAGUUUGUAGCUUGAGAAUGGUCAUAAAUAAUUAUAUUAUGAUAUCCAGUGCUGGGUGGAUUACUAACCAAUUUGUAUUUCAUUUCUGACUCCAAACAUUACAUUACACAUUUAAGGUAAUACAAUCUGACUACUUUUUGAUCACAUUGAUUUAAAUAGGAUAAUAUUGCACCAUAUUGAUAUUAAAAUACAAAGAGAAAGAAAAUAUAUUCCAUUCUUUGUUAUGAACAACAUUAAACAUUACAUAACGUCAGGGUUUCCCAAACGGGUUUGUGAAGGAACUGCAGGGGGCUUGUGAGUUUAUUGAAAAGAUAAUAAUUAAAUAAAUAAUAAAAUGUCAAAUUAAAAUAAAUAAUAAAAAAAAAAUCUAAUAAUAAACAUGUGUUAAAAAAUCCUUUCAAAUACAUAGCAGAAUGGUUAAAUGACUUUCGGAGUGAUAAUUCAAAUAAUACAUUUUUAGUCUGCUUAUGAGUAUUUUAAAAUGUAAUCUAAUUACAAGUACUUAAUCUGGAUUACAUGAUCAGAUUCCAAAAAUUAUGUGGUUAGUUACUACCCAGCACUGAUGAUAUCAUUAUGACAUGUGACAUUUUUUUUUAUAUGCAGAUUUGAAAAAAUAUGAAAUCGUAGCAGUUACUACAAAGUGGAAAAACAUUGCAUGCUUUCAACCAUAGAAAAUUCUUUCAUUUUCUUUUUUCCACCAUAAAUCAUAAAACUUAACCACAAAUAUAAGUGUUAUCUACAUUGUAAAAGAGAAAAAUGCAAAGAAUUAUCAAGAGUGUUUCAGAAAUUAAUAAUUGAAGACACACUGUACCCAUAAUAUGGCAGAUUCUGAAAGAUUUGAGGGUGUGGGUUUUGAAAAAGCUGUAAUAAUGAUAUGACUUGAAUUAUUCUUUGAAUCAAACCACUUUCUCUGAAUUUUGAAUAUUUAUUUUGUCAUUUAAAAAAAAAAUCAUUUUUGGUCUAACCAACUUGUUUUCUUUAGUCAGACUUGUCUAGAAACUUUAGUGUUCCAAGCAGCCAAUUGGAGACAACGUCACUUUUGUCAUUGUUAAGAUUCGAGGCGGAAAAUGUGGCAGUACAGUCAUUCAGAAGUGAUGCUGUGAGAGCUUUAGAUUUUAUAUGCAUAGAGAUUGUUAUAAAUAAAAAGUUAAUUGUGC
Messenger RNA from Pimephales promelas (fathead minnow), 6741 nucleotides. It is a transcript of the gene plekhh1, whose product is annotated as pleckstrin homology, MyTH4 and FERM domain containing H1. NCBI's taxonomy places the organism in Eukaryota, Metazoa, Chordata, Actinopteri, Cypriniformes, Leuciscidae. The record is from RefSeq and is a predicted model, not a curated record. Gene Ontology annotation, cellular component: cytoskeleton.